AUGGAGCAGAGGCACCAGCUGCAGCAAAGGGACCAAGUGCAAUUCCCCGGCAAUCCUCCUGGCCAGGACGGGCCCCCCCACACCGUGCUGACGGUCCACGCGCUGAACGUUCUCAGCGGCCUCCCUGCAAGCGGCCUGGGUAUGCACCUCUCUCAACUCAAGGACCCUCAUCAGCCAUGGGCCCAGAUGAUGAAGAGCGCUACGAACACCAGCGGCCGCUUGGACCUGAGCAGCAUGAUGCCCCACAGGCUGGAGCCAGGCACCUACAAGCUGCACUUUGAAACCGGGGCUUACUGGCAGCAGCAGGGCCGCACCAGCUUCUACCCCUACGUGGAAAUCGUCUUCACAGUGACUGAAGCAGAACAGAAUGUCCACAUCCCUCUGCUGCUCAGCCCCUUCUCCUACACCACCUACCGGGGGAACUAGAGGAAGA
Euleptes europaea (tarantolino) is the source of this 433-nucleotide messenger RNA. Its product is annotated as 5-hydroxyisourate hydrolase-like. Gene Ontology annotation, biological process: purine nucleobase metabolic process. NCBI's taxonomy places the organism in Eukaryota, Metazoa, Chordata, Lepidosauria, Squamata, Sphaerodactylidae. Gene Ontology annotation, molecular function: hydroxyisourate hydrolase activity. The coding region runs from base 1 to 426 and encodes 141 amino acids. The record is from RefSeq and is a predicted model, not a curated record. The transcript is spliced from 4 exons.